Molecule: messenger RNA, 3896 nt
Organism: Ictalurus furcatus (blue catfish)
Lineage: Eukaryota; Metazoa; Chordata; Actinopteri; Siluriformes; Ictaluridae
Gene: gnb1l
Product: guanine nucleotide binding protein (G protein), beta polypeptide 1-like
Exons: 6
Coding region: 464-1339 (291 amino acids)
Molecular function (GO): protein binding
Source: RefSeq, a predicted model, not a curated record
GCUUCGCACCGAGAGCACAUUUAUACCAGGAUAUAAAAGAAGGCAAAGGUUAUUGAAGAGGAAAUUAUUUCUUCCACAAACCAAGCGUAUAUGUGUACAGUAAUUGACUGUGUGAUUGCGUUGAGAGGUACCGCUCGAGGAAAGAAGUUGUUCCUGUGUCUUGUGGUUUUUUGGAGCGUGUUCUCUGUGUGUCGAGGAUCAUUGAUUGAUUGAUUGAUUGAUUUUGCUUGCGUGUUUCCUGGUGCAGGUUCUGCAAGGUGAGAAGGUUACGAGUGUCCUCUCUGCUUGCUGAUUGGAUGAACACCACACUGACUGACUGAGGUAGACUCGGGAUUUUAUGAAGGGCUGGUGUAAUUCCGAGGAAACAAUCGGGACUUUCAUGCACGCGUUGUCUUGACUGAUCUCCAAGUAUCGCAGUUUGUAGGUUCUGCGCGCGCUGCUUCGUUGAGGUUUGGACCUGACGAUGGCUCGUCCUCCCCCAGACCCUGUGUUUACUCUGAGGGGAUCGGCCGCCUCUGUUAACACGCUCCACUUUCACUGCGCUGAGGCGGGACUUCCUCUGCUGUACUCGGGAUCAGGAAAAGGUUUAGUCCACGUGUGGAAUCUGAACACCCGACGAGCCGAGAACGUUUUAGACGGCCAUUCUGGAGCUUCGGUUAUCUGGGUCAGCACCGUUCGCUCCACAAACACCUUCCUCAGUCAUGGUCGGGAUAUGCAAGUGUGUGUGUGGGAUUUGCACGAGGGUCGCAGCACAGUAGCGCAUUCGUUGCACACAGGAAGCGUCGGGUUCUGCCAGUGUUGUCUUCUGGAGGCUGAUGGAAGUAAAACCCUGCUUGCACUUCCAGCAGAAAACAUGGAGGAGACAGACGCCGGUCCGCUGCUUUGUGCCGGUUAUGAAGACGGUUCUCUUGUGAUUUGGGACGUGUCCUAUAGGCGUCCUGUCAGCUGCCUGAAGGUCCAUCCUGAACCCGUCAUGUGUCUGGACUUUGACGUCGGCAGGCAAAAAGGCAUCUCCGGUUCCUCGGACAAGAACCUCUGCUCCUGGAUGCUUGAUGGCCAGCAGAACCUUCAGAUUCAGGACUCCGUGCCACUGACCAAUCCUGGGGUGUCCCGUCUACGUAUCCGUGGUGACGGUAAGAUCGUAGCGGCAGCCGGCUGGGACGGAAGCGUGCGGAUUUUCGGCUGGAAGAAGAUGAAGCCGCUUGCUGUCCUGCAGCACCACAAAGAUUUGGUUCACAGCGUGGCCUUCUCCGACCAUCCGGAGCCUUCGAGACGUCUGAUGGCAGCAGGUUCUAAGGAUCAGCGCAUCAGUCUCUGGUCUAUUUACACAGAGAGCUGAGUUAUAGAUUAACCUUCUUCACUUAUUGGGUACAAAAUGCGACUGUAUGGAUAUUAAGGUUGCAACGAAGCAUCUUAGCAGUUUUCUCCCUCUUCAAAGGUUCUUGCUAACUUGCAUCACAUUACAAGAAAAGUGGGUUUUGAACAGGCUUAAAAGUUUGAGCUUGGCACACAGAUACACACAAAGCUCGAUGAUGGAUUUUAUGACUGGGGUUCUUAUGCAGCCCUGUACUUCCAGCCAGAAGGAUGAACAAUCAAUAAUAAUCAAUUAAAUAACUGAGACGUGAAUGGAAUGAGUCUUUAAGAAUACUUUCAGAAAACUCAGAGACCAUAUGCCUAAUAAUUCAAGCCAUGUGUUCCAGCAUGGCUCCCAUUUCUUUGUGUUUAUCUGUGGCUAUUGAAGUUAACACAAGCCUCCAUCUGCUCUGCACUCCAGGCCUGAGCUAAGUCCCAGAACACAGUGACGGAGCAUCCUUCACCAAACACCAUCAAACACAAAUGUUGGGUUGGGCUCGUCAUACCUGUGUGCGAAUGUUGGGAAUUGUCUAGAAUGUUCUUCGCCAUUCACACGGGUUCAUUAAGCUUGGCAGUUCUUUGACUGGAAUGUAAGCCAAGUCGAAUGACAUCUGAGUGGUGUGUAGUGGAAAAUGUUAGAGUUUAAUAAAUAAUGUUGGGUUGAUGUGUGUUGGGAGCUAGCAUACAGCAUUACUGCUGAAACACUUCUACAUCAAGUGGCAUCCUGUAAUGAACAAUCUCUUGUCAGGUAAUCCAUUAACCGUCUUUACCAAGCUUAAAGCUCAAAAGGUCAAACGUAUUGUUUCAAUUCAUCAAGCAUGGUCAACUUAAUACCGCACAAACACAAACUGGCUGUGUUUUAAUCCGUUAUAUUGUCAGCCACAAAGCUGAACCGUUUUCCGUCUACACUGUUUACUUUCCUGCUCCGAUAGAUUUGUAUUUGCGCACUCAAGUCGCACCUGAGCGGCUGCACAUAACUCAUGGUUUGUUUUCUUAGAAACCGGUGGCGAGCUUAAACGCUGCCCUGUGGACUGACCCCGCCUGCAUUCAUCACACCAAGUUAAUCAGUAGCGCACGGACAGGCCUGUUUGUUAGCAAGAUUCAUUGGGCCUGCUUAGCUAAGAAACAGAUCUGUUGAAGCAGGCACAUGAAUGGCGACACUGAUUGUGUUAUUGUGUUUUAUUACACUGAAAUCUGUUCUAAUUAAACAGUGAGAGUGUGACGGAUUAGUCAACUGGUUUUUUAAAUAAAUUCGUGUUUUUUUUGUUUUUUUUUUAAAUUUGGGUGUGUGCUGUAGUUCCACAAAUUCACCAUCGCUAUAUGUCAGGAUCGCUAUUACUCCUUAAUAAAAACUCAGAAAUAAAGGUACCAAUCGGCACUUUUCAUUGUCUGUAUGGUAGUACGUUGAGACUUUUAUAUAGGAAGGUAUAUGUGGUGUAUAUUUAGCUUUUAGUAAAGUUUUAGCAGUACAUCAGUGGUCCAAUUAUUUACCGUAACUUUUAUUUAUUUAUUUAUUUAUUUUUAAGGUAAAAUGUGUACUAAAGGUACAAAAGAUGUACCAUCGAUGGUACCAACCCAGUGACAAGGUGGUACCUUUACGUCUAAGAGUGCAGGGAACACCAAAGCAUUUUAUAACCCGCCAUUAUCAAAAAUUUUCCCGCCAGAAACUACAUUUCCUAUGACGUCUUUUUUUUAUUUUAUUUUUUUUAUUCUCGCAUUAUUCCCAUUCAAAUGUCAUCAUUUACCUCACAUAUAGCGUUUAAGUAAUAAGUUAAUUGUUAAAUUAUAUAUAAUAUAUAUAUUAAAUAUAAAUUAAUAUUAAUUCAAGUUCAAGGGUUGUUUUUUUUUUCUCAGUCACGCGGGGAUUCACGCGACUCUUCUUCUGUCAGACGAAAUGGCGGGAAAACAUCAAAACGCCUCGCGCAGUUUGGAAUAUCCCAUCUGACUGUACAGGAAGAAGAGAGGGGGGGUUCUUGUAGAGGAAAAAUAACAGCGGGCGAGUCGCCGGCCGGAGGAAGGUGGAGGAAGACAAAACCACUUCAAUUCACUACGGACCUUCAUAAAAUCGGUCCUUGUCAUCUCUGGACAUCCUUUCGAAGUUUUGUCCGUGACCUCUGGCCCAAUUCCCCCCUCCCCGAAAUGAUAAUGGCUUCCUACCUCCGUCUCCUGUAGACUUCGAAUACACCCAACAAAGACUUCCGCUAUCUGUAAUAAAUCAAUUCGCCAGUGUUUCUGCGCAUGCGCGGAGAUGCCACCUAUACAAUAUAUAUAUGUACUUUAUUGGCCGUAUAAUGCACGAUUUUGUUUCUUUUGUCCGAAAAUAAUCGUAUGAAACCGAUGUACUACCUAGAAUUAGUGUCUAGUCGAUGUACCUUCAUUUUCAUAAGGGUUUUUUUUUGUUGUAAUGCUCAUGACAAAUAAAAUUCAACAGGAAUUAUUUUAUAUUAUAAUAGGUUAAUUGACAGAUUACUGGUUUAAUUAUUAUUCAGUAUUAUCGUCGCACUUCUUUUUUUUUCUUAAAGGUUAUUUUAGUUAUUAGAAAG